Molecule: messenger RNA, 2607 nt
Organism: Spirometra erinaceieuropaei
Lineage: Eukaryota; Metazoa; Platyhelminthes; Cestoda; Diphyllobothriidea; Diphyllobothriidae
Source: the annotation of a GenBank genome assembly
AUGAUCGAGGAAAUUGGUAGAUCCCAAAUUGUUAAUAACUGUAACCAACUGCAGAAAUGGAAAUUCCGGAUGAAAAUGACCCGGAUAUUUUCGACCCGGAAUGCGACCCUAACAAUCCACGCGCCAUUAAUUUCCAUCAAAUUCUGGAAGCUGCCGAACGCAUAAAGGGGAGUGUACAGCCGACAACUUGUGCAGUAUGACAAUUUUACCAAUACGCUAUUUUUAGCGAUCGCGUCUGUCAGCUAGGUACGGCAUGGAAUUGUACUUUAAGAAGGAGUUCGAGCAUUUAACCGGCAGUUUCAAGGAACGUGGAGCAUGUAACACGCUCAGUGCAUUCACGCCUGUAAGUGCCCUUUAUACAUAUCUCCACUUUUCACCCUCUGGUUGGCUUUCGUGAAUAAUUUUCCGUCACUAAACCACAUUCAACUGGUUUACUUAGUCAUAGUUAACAAAUUUGUACGGCUUGCUCAUCAAAGACGACGGCAAAUGCAGUUUGUGCAUGAUUUGCUUUGUGCCGUAUACACAGCAAUCUUCUGACAGCUUUCGCCAGACGGCAUACCCGGUAGAAAACAUUCCAAGCAUUCAAUGGGAUGUUUUUAUUAAAGGAUGUAUGGGUAUCAAAAAUAAUCAUUUUGUGAGAAUAUUGAUAUGCCCUUUUUAAUUUUAGCACGUAGGUACAACCGUUUGUCACUUAAAUCGUAUCUGCACUAUCUUCAUACCUUUUGUGGUAGCCAACUUGUAAAACGGAUAGAUUAAUUAAUUCAUAAUAACGUUGGACAUACUUGUAAUCAACGUCGAAUUAUGCAAACCUACUCAAGAGUACAAAUUUUCACCCAGCCAUCCUAGACGGUAGGACUCACUUUCAUUCUCGUCUUCUGAGGCCUAGCCUACCGCUUUUGGUUAUUUUGUACCCAGCAGUUACUUUUUCAUUUUAUGUCUAUUAUUGAAGGAACAAAAACGCAUAGGAGCUAUUUCCGCCAGCACAGGGAACCAUUCGUCCGCGAUGGCUUUACAUGCACAAAAAUUAGGCAUACCCGUGACGGUUGUCAUGCCCACUAUAGCGCCACUUCCAAAAAUCAACAACUGUCUCGCUUUUGGUGCAAGAAUCAUUUUGAAAGGAAAAACCAUAAGUGAAGUGAGUCUUUAGAUUUCUUCUCCUUGCGCGUUCUCUCAAGUCUAAGCGAUAACAAUCCACCAUCUCACAUAUAUGUUUAGUUUUUUCAUCGCCGUACUCAGAUGACGUUUAUGAUAUUUUAGGCCCGCCGAGUUGCUUUGAAACUUGCCCGUCAACACGGCUACACUUACGUUAAUGGGUAUGUAAGCUUAGAUUUCAUUGUCUACACAUACGUAAACUUUUUAUACUGGAAAAAGCUAAUUCGCAACAUAUUUUGGAUGAAACGAAGAUUUUUAUUAAUUUAUUUGAUACCUAGGUACGAUCAUCCGCAUAUUCUUGCUGGACAGGGCACGAUCGGUUUGGAAAUCCUCCAGCAGGUUCCAGAUGUGGACGCUAUUAUUGUUCCCGUUGGUGGCGCCGGUCUCAUUGCAGGCGUUGCGUGUGCAGUUAAAAAACUAAAGCCUAGUGUCAAGGUUUAUGUACGUGGCUCCUUGUAUUCAAGCAAGAUCAGCACUACCAUUUUUUGGAUAUGUAAUCUUACUUUGCAUGUUACCUAGGGUGUUGAGUCCGACCAAUGCCCUUCCUUCUCCAGAGCUUGGGCUGCCGGGAAACCUGUUUACACUCCUUGCGACAGCACGCUAGCAGAUGGUGGGAUGUCUUCGUUUUUCACUAAUUGCUUCUUCAGGUCUGCUUGUGCCUACUGUCGGUGUCAAUGCACUGGAAACAUUGAAACCGUUGUUGGAUAAAAUUGUGGCAAUUGACGAGAGUUUUGUCAUGCGAGCUAUUCUUGAACUGCUGGAAAUGGAAAAAUCAGUUGUCGAGGGUGCUGGGGCUAUUGGCUUUGGUGCCAUAAUUGCAAACACCUUCCCUGAGCUGAAAGGGAAAAAGUGAGUACAUUCUUAUUUAUUGGUUGAAAUGUGAAGACGCUAGUGGUUUCACACUAUCGGACAUUUGUCUCUUAUUUCUUUUAGGGUGGUCUGCCUUUUGUGUGGUGGCAAUAUUGACUCGGUUAUUCUUGGCAAAGUCAUUGACAGAGCCCUUGCAGUCGAAAGUCGUCUGGUACGCUUUAAAGUAGGCAUGAUGGACAAGGCUGGUGGUUUAGCAGACCUCUGUAAUAUGCUUCGGGAUCUGGGAGUUUGGUAAGUCAACAUUUAGUUUUCUGUUUUCCGUUCUGUUUUCAAAUGGCAUUGCAAGAAUUCAUUUAUUUCUUCAACUAGUCUAAUACACAGAGCAUGCUUAUGAAUCAACUCCAAAACUCAAAUGGCUAUCUGAAAUAAUUGGCUGGUAUUUAUUAUUUAAUUUUAUUACAUUUCUUGCCUUGUUUUUUCAGCAUACGCGAAGUCUACCACGAUCGGUGUUUUUUCAAAUCGGACAUUUUUAAAACACAAGUGAAGUGUAUCGUAGAAACUCGUGAUGAGGCCCAUGCAAAGCAACUUCAUGAUGCCCUUGUUCAAACUUACGAGGAAGUGAAAUGGAAGUCUCCACAGGUUUGA